AAAUCAUAUAAAAUCCGAUACUCUGGCUGUUACGAAAAAGUGAUUUCGGGGGAAGUCCUUUUUUCUUGGUCAGCAAAUAUUUUAAAAUAGGAUUUGGAUAAAUUUAUUAAUUUCGCCAAAAAAUAGCUGCGAAAUAAAGUUGUUGUAAACCAUGCGAUGCAAGAAGCGUCCACUCUAACCGAUUUGCACAACAACCCGGGAAACAACGAAAACAGAUUAAUCUCAGAAAUUUCAAACAAAAUCCCAAAGUACAAGUUAAGAGCGGAUUCUGUGAAUGGAUAUGCAAAUGCAGAUUGGUUAGAGUGUCCCGUCUUACCCCCAGAUGUGGAUGUGGAUUUAUCCUAUGAACAGUGCAAGGAAAUAUUUAAAUUAUUCUGUGAGUUAACAAGUAGAAUUGUUGGCUUUGAAUCAUUCAUUGUGAUGUCAUAGUUGCGCAUGUUUGUAAUAAUCAUGUGAUAAUUUGUGCAUUAUUUAUAUGCAUGUUGUAGUAAUUGUUUAAUCUUGUAAAUGCUAGAAAUUUAUUUGUUGCAAGGUACGCUGUAGUGUAAACGCCGCUUAAAAAACAAACAAAGAAAUAUCUAUGCUGACCUGCACUGAACAACGCUGGGUGUAGAUAUUUCUUUGUUUGCUCUUACACCAGGUAGACAAGUACCCAAGCAUAACAAAUCAACCGUAUCACAAUAUGCUUAGAUUAUGUUAUCUAUAAAACACACCAUUUGUUUAGAAGUGUUUAAAAUUCUUGAGAAACUUAAUCCAAAGUAUUCACACCUUGAACUUUAAUCCUUUAUUUCCAGCAUUUGUGUUAUUAUUGCAGUUUCCACUUCUAUUUAGUGUUAAUUAUACUUAACACCAAUCAAACUGUUAGUUUUCACACGUUGUACAACAUAUAAGACAAUGCUUCAUUGUCUAUGUCAUAUGAUGUCAUAGUAAGGUCUGUUUAUGCAGUAAUACUUUUUGUUAAUCUAUUGUGACAUUUUAAUGGUCUAGAGCAGCGGACUGGUUUUAUAAAUCAAGUGUUUAGAAAGAUUUUUGUUUUUUCCGAUAUAGUUUGAAGAAACUUUGAACUGGUAGCAGCAGUAGUAGAGUAAAAGUACGGUUAGGUUUUUGUGAACCGAUGUUUUAUAUGCAAUUUCUCAUCUCUUUCCCAUCUCUUUUAACAUUAAUAUAACAAACAUUACGUUAUACUUAGCAGCAAAUGCAGCAAAACAGUUUUAUAUUUCUUAACUUUUCAAACUGCCUUACGAAUAUUUUGAUAGUUUUUUUCAAUUUAAUUUGAAAUGUUCAAUAUUACAUUAUGCCUUGUAGCAGCAAAACACCAGAACAGUUUUAUAUUUCUUGCUUUUCUAAAGGGUUUAGAAAACUUUUUUGUUUAUUUUCUUUCGAUAGAAUUUUAAAUGUUUCACCCCAAUAACCCAUUUGGGACUCCCAUCAAGCACUGCGGGGGAAGGGGUCAUUUAUCGGGGAUUCCCCGGCAUAUGUUCAGUACCCCUAUGGAUGUAAAGAAGAGGGGUUACCCCCAAGAAGAUACCCGGGAUAGAGAUCUCGAAAACCAAGUUGAAGUUGAUGUUUCUUUUCGUUCAAAUAAUCAGCUCGAUUUCAACGUAAAUAACGAGGUUCUCGACAAUCAAUUUGCUUCAAGCUUUGAAAGAGUACUCAGCAGUGAGCGUGUAAGCAAAAUGACGAAGACUUACCACGAUAUAGACGCCGUAUUCAGCUUGUUAGAAGAGAAAGAAAAGGACUUGGAACUUGCGGCAAGGAUCGGUCAAGCUUUGCUGCUUAGGAACAAGAAUGCUGUUCAAGAGAAAGAGAUUUUAGAGGAGAGGCUUGCUAUUGCUGUGGAAGAGGCGUCCCAGUUAAAGCACGAGAUAAGCAUGAAACAAGACCUCCUUCAUGCUUAUGCUGAUAAUGAGUCUGAUACUAGUAGUACUGCUUCUCCUAUUAAAGAAUACAAAUUAUUUGGCCGUACCCACUUGCAACUUGAUGUAGAUACUUUACAUGAUCGAAUUAAAGAACUUGAGUGCGAUAAUGCUGAACUUCAAUUGGAGAAAUCAGCCAUGCAUGACCACUCAGCCAAUCAGGGAGAAGUAGUGACGGAUACUGUUAAACAGCUUGGUAUACUACAAGAAGAUUUAAAAUCUGCGAAUGAACAAAUCUGUAUUAUGACUGAGCAAUUAUCAGCACGUACAGAAGACAUGACUCGGCAAGAAAUAAGGAUUACUCAGCUUUUAUCUCAAAUAUCCCAACUACAAGAUAAACAUAAACAGCUCUCCAGCGAGCAUGAGGAACUGCAGCAUCAUCUUUACUCAGCAAAUAAAUCACAAGCGGAACUCACGCAAGAGGUCCACGCCCUCGAAGAGCGAUACCAAGAAGUCUGUCACCUCCUGGAUCAAACAAACGAGGAGAGCCGUCUGCGGGAGACGAGUCUUUGCUCCGAGGAUCUUGACUUUACAUCCGGGAUCCACAUCCCGUUCCGUAACUCAUUGGCGGCUGAGUUGGAGAGCAGUGGGGUGUGUUUAGAUGGAAACUCCAUGUUCCAUGUAUCAGGGAUGGAAAAUAAAAGGCAGAGCCACAACACACUUGAUGACCAGAAGAAAGUUUUUGAAACUGCAAGGAUUGCAAAUAAUAUUGGAAACCAUCAUAGUCCAACUCAUAAGUCGAAACCAUUGUCAUUAAACUACAGCACUUCGCCCACACCUUUGAACCUUCACUUACAAAAAGAAGGGUUUGUCCCCAGCACCCCCUCUUCUGGUUUAACUACACCAAACAUGGGCAAACCUGGCAUUCCUGGAACAGAUGACUUGGAACGCGCAAUACGUAAACUAACUGUUCGACACGACGCCAAUAACUCGGUGUUGAGCACCUCUAGUGAGUUAUUCUCGGACAUUGACUUCGACCACCUCCUACCCUCUGAUGUACGAACAAGCUCAUCAUGUGACUUCAUGAGGAAAUGCCAGUCAGCUCCAAGGUUAAGGAUUGUUAAGCCUUUGGAAGGUUCCAGCACCUUACACCAGUGGAAGUCACUUGCAGAGCGAAACACCCAUCCACUAAACCUUGAUGAAGAUUGCAUCACCCAAGGUGUUAUGAUGCGGGGGGCAAGACCCAAGUCAUGCUCGUUUAAUUCUUCAACUUCUGAUCACCCAUCUGGUCGAAAUAUUCAACAAAAAUCCGAAGUUGAAACGACCGAUUACUUGCCUGGUGCUAUUCCAAAGAAAAGUAUAUUAAAAGCUGGCAGUGCUCCUUCUUCUUCAAAUAAAUUCCUCAAAAACUUUGGUUCUAGAAAAUCUUCGCCAUUGUCUAUUCCUAUUAAGAAAAGCAAAGAUCCUUCAAAUCUACGAUACCUAGGGUUGGAAAGUCAUGAUGGUGGUCCUAACUUGGGGGAAUCACCCAUGUUUCGCACGGUUAAAAGCAGUCCCCACUUGGUGGGGUUAGCCGCAGCCCUUCUUCCACCCGCUGGGUUACGACGUACCACCCUUGGAUUCAGCGGUUCAUUCGCCUCCACGGGACUUGAACCCAGUACUAUUGGUUUCCGAACCCAACCUGGCCAAACCAACAUAGGAACUGACUGGGCAGACUUGCAUGGAACUAACCUGAAGUAAAACUUCAAGCAUCUCAUAUUUUAAGUUUAUUUAUUUCAUUCAAAGACAUCAAAAACACACACUGGCAGACUUUAUUUCUGAAUUAAACUUUUUUAAAAACAUAUUUACAUUUUUUGCUGCAAAAAUCCUAAUUGUAAAUUUUCUGCUAACCCAAUCAAAUUGGUUCAUGUUUGUGAUGUCAUAACGGCCAAUGAAAAGUUCCAGAACUGCUGUAUUAUGAUGUCAUAACCGCUUAUGAUAAUAUUCCUUAUGUAGCAAUCUGUGCUGAAAACUGCCCAAUUUUACCAAGUGUUAUUCAAAUGCAUUGUGCAAUUAGUUGUGUUUUACCAGGCAGUGUGUCUGGUUGUAUUCGUUUUUUUCCGUUUCUAAUUUUAUUUUAUUACCAAUGGUAGGUACUUGUUCGCAUGUGAAUGAAUAAAGUUUGGAUGUUAAA
Molecule: messenger RNA, 4029 nt
Organism: Ciona intestinalis (vase tunicate)
Lineage: Eukaryota; Metazoa; Chordata; Ascidiacea; Phlebobranchia; Cionidae
Source: RefSeq, a predicted model, not a curated record